Chelonoidis abingdonii (Abingdon island giant tortoise) is the source of this 5206-nucleotide messenger RNA. RefSeq names its product FER tyrosine kinase (gene FER). Gene Ontology annotation, biological process: positive regulation of peptidyl-serine phosphorylation; regulation of actin filament polymerization; peptidyl-tyrosine phosphorylation. Lineage: Eukaryota; Metazoa; Chordata; Testudines; Testudinidae. The record is from RefSeq and is a predicted model, not a curated record. Gene Ontology annotation, molecular function: ATP binding; non-membrane spanning protein tyrosine kinase activity.
GAUUGGCUGUCGGGUGGCGAGAGGUAGGCGCUGAUUCGUUGGCAGCGCUCACGGGACGCUGGCGGGGCUGUGACGUCGCGGUGCGGUGGAGAGGCUCGGCUUGUCAGAGUUCCUUGGGAAUUUUAAGAACAUUAUUUAAAAAAGAGAAGAAGUGAAGAAAAGGAACAGUCAGAAUAUUUGAACUCUGGAGAACAGGAUUAAGGAUACCUCCGUAGAACAUCAACACUUAAAAAGAUGUGGUGACUAGAAGAACCUCUAUUGUUGCCCAUAGUGCAUAUAGUGCCUUAUAAAGAUGGGGUUUGGAAGUGACCUGAAGUAUUCUCAUGAUGCUUUGUUAAAACUGCAAGAUUGGGAGUUACGACUACUAGAAACUGUGAAGAAAUUUAUGGCCAUUCGAGUAAAAAGUGACAAAGAAUAUGCAUCCACUUUACAAAAUCUUUGUAAUCAAGUUGAUAAAGAGAGUACUUCCCAACUGGAUUAUAUUAGCAAUGUGUCCAAGUCUUGGCUGCUUAUGGUACAGCAGACAGAGCAACUUAGUAGGAUAAUGAAGACACAUGCAGAAGAUCUUAACUCUGGGCCACUACAUAGACUUACAAUGAUGAUCAAAGACAAGCAACAAGUAAAGAAAAGUUACAUAGGUGUUCAUCAGCAAAUUGAGGCAGAGAUGUUCAAGGUCACAAAGACAGAACUGGAGAAAUUAAAAUGUAGUUACAGACAAUUAAUAAAAGAAGUUAACUCUGCCAAAGAGAAGUAUAAAGAAGCUGUGGCUAAAGGAAAAGACACUGAAAAAGCCAAAGAUCGUUACGAUAAAGCCACUAUGAAACUUCACAUGCUGCAUAAUCAGUAUGUGUUGGCACUGAAGGGAGCACAGUUACAUCAGCACCAGUACUAUGACACUACGCUUCCUCUGUUACUUGAUUCAUUACAGAAGAUGCAAGAAGAAAUGGUUAAAGCACUAAAAGGAAUCCUUGAUGAAUACAGUCAGAUCACCAGUCUUGUAACAGAAGAGAUAGUGAAUGUCCAUAAAGAGAUCCAGACUUCUGUUGAACAGAUAGACCCUAACUCAGAGUACAAUGGCUUCAUAGAAGCUCACAGGUCACCAGAGAAUGUAGAACAAGAAAUAGUGUUUGAUACAUCUUUACUGGAAGAAAAUGAAAAUCUUCAAGCUAACGAGAUCAUGUGGAAUAACUUAACAGCAGAAAGCUUGCAAGGAAUGUUGAAAACAAUAGUAGAAGAAUUGAUUCAGACACAGCAGAUGCUUUUGAACAAAGAGGAGCUUUUGUUGGAAUUAGAAAAGAAAAUAGAAGAAUCUUCUAAGACGUGUGAAAAAAAAUCAGAUAUUGUGCUUUUGCUGAGCCAGAAGCAAGCACUGGAAGAACUCAAGCAAACAGUUCAGCAAUUAAGAUGCACGGAGGCAAAAUUUACAGCCCAGAAAGAACUUCUAGAACAAAAAGUUCAGGAGAAUGAUGGGAAAGAGCCACCUCCAGUAGUAAAUUAUGAAGAAGAUGACAGAUCAGUCACUUCUAUGGAUAAGAAGGAUAAGGUGUCCAGGUUUGAUACUAUUCGUCACUCCAUCGCUGGAAUGAUAAGAUCUCCAAAAUCCAUGCUGGGCUCUUCAUCAUUCUUUGAUGUGAUAUCAACCAGCGAGAAACCUUUGGCUGAGCAAGAUUGGUAUCAUGGUGCAAUUCCACGAAUAGAAGCCCAGGAGCUGUUAAAGCAGCAAGGAGACUUCCUGGUGCGAGAGAGCCACGGGAAACCUGGUGAAUAUGUCCUUUCUGUGUUUUCAGAUGGACAACGGAGACACUUUAUCAUACAAUAUGCUGAUAAUCAGUACCGAUUUGAAGGAACUGGGUUUCCAACUAUUCCUCAGCUUAUAGACCAUCAUUACACAACAAAACAAGUAAUUACUAAGAAAUCAGGUGUAGUUCUGCUGAAUCCUGUUGUUAAGGAUAAGAAGUGGGUUCUCAAUCAUGAAGAUGUCACACUGGGAGAAUUACUGGGCAAAGGGAACUUUGGUGAAGUAUAUAAGGGAACAUUAAAGGAUAAAACUCCUGUUGCUGUAAAAACUUGUAAAGAAGACCUUCCUCAGGAACUGAAAAUAAAAUUUUUAUCAGAGGCCAGAAUACUCAAGCAAUAUGACCAUCCCAAUAUUGUCAAGCUAAUAGGAGUUUGCACUCAAAGGCAGCCUAUUUAUAUAGUUAUGGAACUUAUUCCAGGAGGCGAUUUCCUCUCCUUUUUAAGAAAGAAGAAGGAUGAGCUAAAAACCAAACAGUUAGUGAAAUUUUCAUUAGAUGCUGCUGCUGGUAUGGCGUAUCUCGAGUCUAAAAACUGUAUACACAGUCUUUCUGCUCCUUGCAUCUUCCUGCACCAGCCUCCAACAUGGUUUUAGAACCUACCUCCAGAGACAGGAGAAAACAAGGGAAAGAAUGAAGGGAAGAGAGAGCAUAUGAGACCUCUCUGCAGAGUAGGAAGGAAGAUUUGUGUUCCUCAGUCCAAGCAGUGGAACAGCCUCCAGAAGCACUGAAAGAGAAGAGAGAGCAGCUAAGUGCUCUGAAACGGGCCAAGUAAAUGCCAUUUCAAACGGGCAGGCAAAGAUAAAAGUAAAUUCCUUAACAAGGGGCCUCUGAUGUGAAAUGGGGCUACAGGUCCAAAACAGGGUAGCUGUAGCGAAGAGGUCUAUAUCCCACAGCAGUAGAAAGGAAGAAGAUUAUCUCCACAGGAACAGUGAAAGAUUUUUUUUUAAAUGCUCUAAAGUCAUAGAAGGAGUAUUUCAAAGGCAGUGGAGCUAAUGAAACAGCAGUGGAGCUAGUGAAGAAACUGUUUGGUAUAUAUUUCAUUGAAAAAACCUGAACAGCACCCUACAGAGCAAGAAAGGAAAACAUGAGGAUGUACAUUUCAAUUUCACGAGGCUCAACAAAAAAGCUACUCCCAUCUGACUGUUCUCCCUCUCCCACACAGACACACAAAUAAGAAAACCUGGCAGGUCUCAACAGAAAACUCUGAGGACAAGAAACAAAGCGGAAAUGGCAUGUGGAAAAUUUAGCAAGACUACCCAACAGUCAUGGAAAAUAUGCCCAGCUUAAGGAGCUAAAUGCCAGAAACAUCAGAAAAAAGGAUUUUAUGCAGAGUCUCAAACUUGAUGAAGGUGAUAAUUAGUGAAAAAAAAACCCUGAAAAAGCGAGAAAGAUGUCCACAACAGACAUGGCUACCGAGCUACCAGUUUGAUGGUGGUAAUGCUGAGAAUGAAGUUGUUUCCUCUACCACUACAUCCUACUGAGGAGCAUCUUAAAUUGAUUCAACAGCAAACUUAAGGGAUCUGAAAGCUUGAAGUCGUCUUGUGCUUGUGGCAAAUUAAAGCAAAAUUAGCUUCUUGGGUGGAUGUGAUUUGGAGCACCACCAGCAAAAAUUUCGGUCCCACUCUCAAUUUGAAGAAAUCAAGAUUAGUGGAGACACUGCAGGCUCCAUUGUUUACAUAGUCCAAGAAUCUUACAAGAGCUUUUGAACUCCAAAUCUUAUAAUGGAUUUGAUGAUGUAGAAGACAAUACUUUGCAAAGCAACAGCUUCAUACAUUUGUCUGUCGAAGAACCUUAUUAAUAUAGACGUGCUUAGCUAAACUACAGCAGUCAUAGCCAACCUCUUCAAAAUGACACAUUAACUUUAAUUUUCAUGAAAAUGGACUCCUAGAUUUUCAGCAUAAUCAUACCUUUCUUUUUCUUUUUGCGUAAUUUAAAAGAACCAGCUAUUACAUAGAAAACAUACAAAUUAUGUGUCCUGAUUGUAAGCAUAAAAUAGUCGUAAGUUUUGUAAGUAGGAUCUAUUUCAGAUAUUCAGGGGUAGGAAGACCAAACUUCAGGCAAAAACAUAAGUAUUAGAUCACAUAUAGCCUUUUCUUCAAUUUAAACCCAAAAUAUUUUUAAAGUUCAGGAAUGAUUCAGAUAAAGAGAUUCCUAUGUUAUCAGUCAGCAUUUCAAUCUUCCUUACAGAGAUUGCCACUUUGAUUUGUUUCACUCCCUGCAUUCACCUCAGGUGAAAUCCUUGCCCUGUUGAAGACAAUGGCAAUAUUCCUAUUGCCUUUAAUGAGUCUGGGAUUUCACCCUCCACUCUUGAGGCUCUUUGGGACACUUCUUAUGGAAUUGGCUAUAGGAACCAGAAUCUCUUGAUUUUUGCUUUGCAAUUCUCCUGCCCAUACCAGUCACGGUAGACUCUUAUACAACUUGAAAUACCUCUGUCAGUGUGUAUUUCAUAAUUUAUAAACAAGGCUGCAUAUUUCCUGAGAUGGGGUCUGAUUCUGAUAAUGAACUGAUUUUAAAACUAGUGUAACUUCAUUGACUUCAGAGGAAUUUCUCCUAAUUUACCUCAAUAAGAGAUUAAUAGGCUCAGGCCCAGGGAUGUAUGAAUGUUUCAAACCUCCUACUGGUUGUACAGCUUCAUAGGAAUAAUAUAACGAUGACUUUAAAAGCAAAUUAUAACUGAGUAUUAAUUAUCUUAAAAGAAACUGUUUAUUAUGUAUAGCAACCUGUUAGAAUAUGAUCUAAGAUGAAAACAAAUCUCAUAAAUUGGUAAAGACAGCUGUAGAAGGAAUUGUUGUUGAUGCCCCCGUUUGUAGUUUUCUAUACUAAGGAUCUGUUUUCAAAUAAUUUUUAAUAUUUUUUCUUUAAAAAAAUGUUGGCUGUAGGCUGUGUUCAUAGAAUUUACAAUAUAAGGCCUGAAAUUAUGCUUCUCUGAUUUUUGAACUGAAAAAAAACUUUAUUUCUGUGGGGAGGGCUUUUCCUUGACCUUUCUUCCAUUGGCAGUGAUCAGGUAGUAUAGAUCAGCUUUAUUUUUUUUAACUGAACCCAUAGUGUUGAUUUAGCUGUGGUAGAAAUCGUUUUCCCGCCUCUCUAGUUCUUUUUAUGGUUGUAGGAACAAGUGUUCCAGCUUUGUCUUUGAGCUGUGUUACAUUCUGCAUCAAAUUUGGUGUGUUGGCAUGUAAUGUAGUGCAGACAAGCCUGAUGGGCAGUAUGGGCACAGCACAUUAUUGCCUUGUAUAUGCUUAUUUUGUGCACCAGGAGCCUUGCAUGCAUCACUGGUGGAUAGAUUUAGUUGUAAUAGAAAAUAUGUGGAAAAUUGUUGAAUCUGUGUUUCUUCACAUCUCAGUAUAAAUACGUUAUGAACAUAAAAACAAUGCUUUUAAUUUUUAAAGGGAUGUUUUCUGUAUUUUAAUCUA